GCCGCCUCCCAGUGCUGAUCGCUUCACUCAACAUCCGGCCAGGGCGGGGGAGGGGCGCGGCCCAGAAGUCGGUGUCUGUGAGGCGGAGGCGGCUUCGGCGCAUGCGCCCUGGGAGGUGUCGAAGACCCGGCAGCCUGUACUCCGCCUUGAUCUGUCCCUGUGGGCUCAGGGAAUGGCAAGGAUGCUUUUCGGAAGGUGUCUCGGGUGCAGUUAAGGUGUUUUGGAGGGUGCAUGUAAGGGAGUCAAGGAAACGGUUAGGUAAUUUGAGGACAAGCCCCUUCCCACUGUUGCCGAUGAACUGUAAAAAGGAAGACUCAGGUUUGUGGUUUGAAGAAUGAAAAGUUACCGGGAUCGCUACACCAUCUCCUUUCCCCUUUGUGAAUGCGGUGACCACCAUCACCUGUCCCCAGAACAGCUCUUGGUAUUCGCUUCUGUUCCCGGUUAUCCCAGAAUUAAAUUCUGAGUUCAUCUCAUAAAACUCCAGGGAUCAGCAUCCGCUCUAUUUCUGCACCAAGGCUGAGCUAUACCAUUUAGAAGAAUGGAAGCGAAUGCAUCUGUAGACAUGUUUUCAAAAGUCCUGGAAAAUCAGUUGCUUCAGACUACGAAACUAGUAGAAGAACAUUUGGAUUCUGAAAUUCAGAAACUGGAUCAGAUGGACGAAGAUGAAUUGGAACGCCUCAAAGAAAAGAGACUUGAGGCACUAAGGAAAGCUCAACAGCAGAAACAAGAAUGGCUUUCAAAAGGACAUGGGGAAUACAGAGAAAUCCCUAGUGAGAGAGACUUUUUUCAAGAAGUCAAGGAGAGUAAAAAAGUGGUUUGCCAUUUCUACAGAGACACCACGUUCAGGUGUAAAAUAUUAGACCGACACUUGGUGAUACUGUCUAAGAAACAUCUUGAGACCAAAUUUCUGAAGCUGAAUGUGGAAAAAGCACCUUUCCUUUGUGAGAGACUGCGUAUCAAAGUCAUUCCCACACUAGCACUGGUAAAAGAUGGAAAAACACAAGAUUAUGUUGUUGGAUUUACUGACUUAGGAAAUACAGAUGACUUCACCACAGAAACUUUAGAAUGGAGGCUGGGUUGUUCUGAUAUUCUCAAUUACAGUGGAAAUUUAAUGGAGCCACCAUUUCAGAGCCAAAAGAAAUUUGGAACAAACUUCACAAAGCUGGAAAAGAAAACUAUCCGAGGGAAGAAAUAUGAUUCAGACUCUGAUGAUGAUUAGAAAUUAGUUAUAAUUCUUUGUAAAUUGUCUUCUUAUUUCUGCUUACUUCAGAAUUAGAUGUGUUUUCUAAAUCCCGUUGGUUUUGAUACAUUGGUCAUCUAAUGGUCAUGUUCUAAAGUUUUGUACAGUUUCAUCACAUUGAAAGACAUCUUCAAUAUUUUCUGUGUGGCACUCAUGUUUAAGUUGAGGGAAACUUCUGAGUUCUUAAAUUAUCCAGCAAGGGUCUGGAUUCUCUAUUUUUGAGAUUGAUUUUAUCACAAUAUGAUUCUUACGUCUUUAUAUCAUUCACAAUUGUGUUUUUAAUCUACUGGAUUGGAAAUAGGAAUUCAGCAAACUAUUCCAGGACUAAUUCUUACACAGCGUUAUUUACUUUAUACAACAGGUCAAACAGCAUUUACUGGUGUAACAGACUCACUUGUAAAUGAAUUAUAAACACUCCUUACUUCUGGAAUAUAUUUAACUAUUAAAGAACUGCCUAUUUAUUCUGUAGGCUGUGUGUUGAUGAUGAAUCAACUGAUGGCAGCAGAAAGCUUUUUCUGAGGUUUUGAGCAUACUACCUAUUUAAAGGUUUUGAGCAUACUACCUAUUUAAAGGGUUCUGAUUGCUUAUAUUUUAAAACAUGCAUUAAAAAAUAACCAGGAAGGAUCACCUGGGUGGCUUAGUUGGUUAAAUGUCUGACUCUUGAUUUCGGCUCAGGUCAUGAUCUCAGGAUCCUGGGAUGGAGCACUGUGUCGGCCUCUGCGCUCAGUAAGGAAUCUGCUUAAGAUCCUCUCCCUCCAUGCCCUCCCCUCCCUCAUACUCUCUCUCAGAAAUAAUCAGGAAACACAAUUGGAGUGGCAACAUGAUCUGCAGACUCCUAAAUGACAACAACCGUAACUGGUAAAUAUAUGUAUAUUUUUUACUUAAAGUCUUGGGAGUUGUCAUAAAAGCAUACAGCAAAUAAAAACAUAUAUUACAGAAACAUUUAUUCAAGAAAAGACUAAAACUUGGUAAGAAUAGUAAGUCUCUUUGGUAUUUGAGCCACACUAUUUCUCCCCCUAGCUCCCAAUUUCAGCCCACAGUUUCUCCUUAGGAUGAGCAGACUGCUAGCAUUUCUCAUUCUACCUGCUCCCUCCCCGCAAGCUCUAUGUCACAGAAGCUCUAUUUCAGGUAACAGUAGCAAAGAGGACUGGACCUUCCUUCCUCUACCCAGUCCCCACUUAAAGCACUGAAGAUCUAGCCCAGGAAUGGCAGACCAAGAUUACUGUUUUCUGAUCACUAUUGACCCAGCUCAUGAUUGGAGGUUCCAUGCAAGGAAAGGCAAACAAGACCAGGAGCUGUCACCCACUGCUCUAUUUAUAGACUACUGCUCUAUUUAUCACUCCUAGAAAAGCAGGCUACUCUCCCCAUUUCCAACUCUGAGACAGUAGCAAAUUAUAAACAGAGCUUCCAUAGCAUCCUCUAAGUUAAAGCCUAAGGGUGCUGCCAUAGACAAAGGAAAUUUGGAGUGGGAGUAGAGACAGACGAGACUGGUAACUCUGUGAUAGCAACAGGCAAAAGGGAAACCAGUGAUAAUCCUAACUGAGAAUGAAAGGCAGCUAAGAGUAAUCCUAGGUCUAGAACAAGCCUCAACGAGACUAUAAGGGCCUGAAUUUAAUUGGCUCAAACUGUGUAGCCAUUUGCACCCCAGUGCCCAAAAUAAUAGGCCCACCAACAAUUAAUGGCUGUUAAUUACAGUGUGAUAACAGUGGAGGCGAACUAGAACCCUUACGAGGAGAUUGGAGAAAGGUACCUAAAUGCCCUACUAAAACUGUCCUUGGGGUUGGAGGGAGGAUUCCGAGUGGCUGCACAUUCCCAGGCUGUGCCCUCUCCAGAGGAGCAUCAGAUGCUGUACAGUGCAGGGUAAAUGGACUUAGAAAGUCCAGCUGAGUCACUAAAAAGCUUUGGGAAGAGAAGAGGAUGAGUCUCCAGAGCUGCUGUAUUAUCUAAACUGUCCAAUUUUAAACAAAAAGUUCCAAUAUCUGUGGAGAAGCAAAGUAAAGUGUGUCCCAAAACCAAGGGGAUUUCAAAACAGUAAAAAGAAACUGCCUCUGAGUGGACCCAGAUGUUCGAAGCACAAAAACCUUCCAAGCAGCUCUCAUAAGUAUAUUUUUUAAAAAACUAAACCCAUGCUGGAGGUAAAGGUAUGAUGAUAUUUCAUAAAUAGAAACAAAGUAUUUUAAAAGAACCAAAUGAUGCAGAUAAUAACAGCCUGAAGAGCAGGAGAAAAGGGCGUGAAAAAUAACUUGAGAGAAAUAUGAAUCACCAACAUUGUGUAAUGGGAAUUCCCAAAAGAGAGAAGAAAGAAAAUAAGCAGAAAAAUACUUUGAAGAUUUCUUAAUGCUUAAAAAUCCCAAGUCUGGUGGAAAACAUUAAUCUGAGAAAAAUCAGUAAAUUCUUAACAGAAAGUAGGCCAUUUGGCCUACACCCACAUACAUGUCAGAUUAAAAAUACUGAAAGAGAUCUUGAAAACAAAAAACCACUAGGUACAAGAAAACUCCAUUAAUGGUUGAUUUAUCAGAAACAGACCUGAAGGCAGUGGGAUGAUAACAUGCAGAGUGCUGGAAAGGAAAAAACCAUCAAGAAUCUUCUAACAAAACUAUCCUUCAGAAAUGAAGGCAGAGUGAGGACAUUCUCAGAUUUUAAGAAUUAAUUUCUAGGAAACUGAUCUUACAAGAAAUAGUGAAUUUUUUCAAGCUGAAAGGAAGUGAGACCACGCAGUAAAUCAAAUCCCCAUGAAAAAAAAAUGCUGAAGAAGGUAAUUAUGUAGGAAAUUACAAAAGGCAUUGUAAUGACCUAUUCUUCCCUCAGCUGACUUAAAAAACAAUACUACAAAACUAUAUAAUUGUGUUAUCUAUAACGUAGAAAUGUAUAUUUGUGACACAAUAAAGCAGGUGGUGGAAGCAAAACUGUAUUUCAAUAAUGAAUCCACAGGAAGAAAUGAGAACAUGAAAUGGUGUAAAAAAAAAAAAAAAAAAAGGUAAA
Molecule: messenger RNA, 4222 nt
Organism: Lutra lutra (Eurasian river otter)
Lineage: Eukaryota; Metazoa; Chordata; Mammalia; Carnivora; Mustelidae
Gene: TXNDC9
Product: thioredoxin domain containing 9
Exons: 5
Coding region: 539-1219 (226 amino acids)
Biological process (GO): microtubule cytoskeleton organization
Cellular component (GO): cytoplasm
Source: RefSeq, a predicted model, not a curated record